AUUUCGCUACCACCACAUCAUACCAACUUUCUGAGUGCCGAUGUUUCUGAUUCUGCUGUUGUUCACAUAACCACAUAUUCGGUGUGAUGUUUCCCCAAUUCCUCCCAGAUCCCCCAGGUCUUCGGCGUGUAGCACGCUCGGGCCUCGCCCAGCAUCAACAUCAUGAGCACUACAAGUCUUUACGAACCAGAUGAAGAUGAAGAAGCUUCGGACUCGGAUGUUGACAGCAGAGCCCCGCGACAGGGAUUUCCGGCGUCUUCCCCGCCGCUGCAGGGGUUAAGGAUCGAGUCGUCAGAUGAAUCUGGAGGAGAGAAUCGCAAAACAAGACGGCGCUCGAGGUCUUCCAAAGGACUGCGAUACAACGCCCAUCGAAGUCGCCGGAGAGGGUUUACAAAAGAGGCCAUCGAAUCGUACCGUCAUAUGCUGACGGAUAUGAUCAAUGAUGUCUCCACAGGACCUAAGUUCGACGAAGGAGAAACACAUCAUCCGUCACAGAACGGAGCCGUUACCUGGUCCUCCAGCGAGAAAAAUGUCUUUUUCAACGUCCUUGCUAGAAAGGGAACGGAUGGUAUACGAGACAUUUCCAAUGCCAUUGGGACAAAAUCUGAGCUAGAGGUACUCGACUAUAUCAAGCUUCUCCAGGCCGGUCUCGAGCGCCAGCAUCUUCUUGAGCGUCACCCCCGGUCCAUUGUCCUGGGAGAUAUACCAGCCGCAGCGGAAGUUAGUCCGGAAUGCUGUGAAGCUCUAGAUGAAUUCGCUGAGAUUCUUGCCUUAGAGGAACAGGCCUCGGAAGACACUUCGGGGAGGAAAAAGCACCAUGAUAACUGGAUCAUCGAUCGCGAAAAGGCCGAGCAGAUAGAGCAGCAGCUAGAAACCCAGAAUUCCUCAGACAAUCAAGCCGAAUCGAGCAUAGCUCUCUCUGCUAGCUUACUCAACAUCAGCAAGUGGAUUAAGCUGUCUGAACGCUGCUUUAUGAAUUUUGGAGGGUCGCGCAUCGAAGACAACUGGGUAAACAUAGCCUACGCGGACGAAUCUCCCUCGCUCACCAGCGAUGCGUUUGCAGAUUUCUACGCCCUGGCAGUGAGCAUAACACGACGCCUGGUCCAGUCGUCUAUUUUCUUUGCCAUGUCCCGCAUCCGCGACGUAUCAUGGAGUAAUCGUGAAAUAUCUCGGGUCGUGAGACUCCGCGACGUCAGAGCGGCGCUAGACGUGCUGAACAUGAAGUCUGAUACAUUUGAUUUCUGGAUCGGAGCUGCGCGGAGAUGUAGCCUCGAAGUGGCAGAUAUACGACACCGUAAGGGCUGGACAACGUCCUACAUGAGUUAUGAUGAGGUCGAAAAUGCUCUAUCAGGAUCAGUAGCGUCUCGCGAAAGGAGCGUUUCUCGCCAUCCAUCUGAGAACCAGACACAAGAAAUCGACGCUAUGGAAGAAGAAGAUGAUGAUGAUGAAUCUUCUGCUGAGGAAAUGUCAGAAGCCCUGUCUUCCCCUGGGUCUGAGCCUCGUUCAGACGAGGACGAAGAAAUGGCACCUGAUCCCGAAACCCUCGAAGAUACCCACGCAGAGUAUCUCGACGAGCAGAUCAGCAAGACGGAGGAACUCCGUAUCUGGCAAUUGAUAGGACACCACGUCCCAUCUGGCCCCGAACCACCGAUCAAACUCGAAGACAGUGACCGAAUGCCAAAUGCCAAUCUCACCGGGCCUCGAAAACCGAUCGGAGAGCGCAAGAGAAAAGAAGAUCUAGUCGACUGGCGAGAUCGCGUACUCUAUCGAAGCGAAUGGGAGGAAUACGGCUACGAAAUAUUCGAAAUCGAAGACGAUCUCGAUCGAAACCGGAGGAAAAGACGACGCGUGGAAGACACGCGCGGGAGCAAAUCAAGUACAUUGCAAGUGCGCAAAUGGCGUGAAAACAUCGAUCACGAUAGCAGUGAUCAAAACGAGCGCAACACAGCAGGGAUGGGAGAUACCACCACAGACGCGCAUGAGGGCCACACCGACGAGAACGAAGACGAUCAGAGCACCGAUCUUAGUGACGGCGGUAUGGAAUUGGAUCCAGCAUCUGAAGCCAGCGCUCAUCAUAUUCUCGACGAGCAUGGCCAUGACCAUGACCAUGAACAUGAACGUAAACCUGAUAAAGAGGAUCGCGACGGGUCCCAAGGAAGUCAUCCACCAUCUAGUUCAGGUCAUGGACAACCAGUGCUCGAUCCUGAAGAAGGAGAAGAAGAAGAAGAGAUCCGUCCUCCUUUACAUUCUGGUUCACCCGGUUCUCACGAACUUGGUGAUUCUGAAUGAUAUCUCGACAUCCGGGAUGACCUUUCUCAUAUCUAUGUCAUCAUAUAGUGUGUACCAUAGUUACAUGUCAUGUUGUGG
Paecilomyces variotii is the source of this 2367-nucleotide messenger RNA. RefSeq lists its product as hypothetical. Gene Ontology annotation, molecular function: RNA polymerase I general transcription initiation factor activity; rDNA binding. The transcript has a single exon. Gene Ontology annotation, cellular component: RNA polymerase I upstream activating factor complex. NCBI's taxonomy places the organism in Eukaryota, Fungi, Ascomycota, Eurotiomycetes, Eurotiales, Thermoascaceae. Bases 163 to 2289 code for a protein of 708 amino acids. The record is from RefSeq and is a predicted model, not a curated record. Gene Ontology annotation, biological process: nucleolar large rRNA transcription by RNA polymerase I; transcription initiation at RNA polymerase I promoter.